Messenger RNA from Mercurialis annua (annual mercury), 1259 nucleotides. RefSeq lists its product as uncharacterized. The coding region runs from base 88 to 939 and encodes 283 amino acids. Gene Ontology annotation, cellular component: cytoplasm. Lineage: Eukaryota; Viridiplantae; Streptophyta; Magnoliopsida; Malpighiales; Euphorbiaceae. The transcript is spliced from 5 exons. The record is from RefSeq and is a predicted model, not a curated record. Gene Ontology annotation, biological process: protein refolding.
ACUUUUUUAUAUUUCUUGUCAAAUUUAAAGGGUGAAUGUAUCCUUUGUUCAUUUAUAAUCUAAGAUUCAAGAGAAUGAGUAAGUUUAAUGAUUAAACCUCAAUGGUGCAAUAACAAUAUGUAUGCAUUAUAUCCUCAUCCAACACCAAUCAAAUUUGUUUAUCUUCCCAAUUUUUCUUCAAAAUGUUAUCAUUUCUUGCAAAAUCAAGUCAUUCAAUCAAUACCCAGCUGUAGAUUUAGCUACGGAAGAGCUAAUUUUACACCAAUUCUCAAGAAUUUCAAGAAUAGAAGAAGAAAUUAUGUUCCUAUUUUGAGGGCUAGUCGUAAAGAAUCUCCUUACGAGGUUUUAGGGGUUUCUCCUUCUGCAAACCCUAAUGAAAUCAAAAGGGCUUAUCGAAAACUUGCUCUGAAAUAUCAUCCUGAUGUUAAUAAAGAGAAAAAUGCACAGGAGAAAUUUAUGAGGAUUAAGCACGCAUAUAAUACAUUGCUGAACUCGGAAUCUCGCCGGAAGUAUGAUGCUGGAAAUUCAUCUGGUUUUUCUUACUCCGGUUCUGCAAGAAGUCAGAGUAACAAUACUCAAAAAGAGGAGGACUUCUAUGGAUUUGGUGAUUUUGUGAGGGAUGUUCAAAUAACAAUAGGGGACUUUUUUAAAGAUCUUCAAGAAGAGUUUCAGAACUGGGAAGCUAGUGCUUCAUCACAGGGGAAACCAAAGAGCUUAUGGGAGGAAUUAGCGGAAAUUGGGGAAGAAUUUGUGGAAUUUCUAGAGAAAGAGCUUAACAUUACAGAUACGGAGUUUGAAGCUAAUGAUUUGGGAUCUAAGGAGAACUCAUUUUCUGGUUCCGGGACAAAGAAGGAAGGUGACAGGGGUAGCAGCAUUAAUGACAAUAUCGACGAGAUUGAAGCCACACUUGCUCAGUUGAAGAAAGAAUUGGGAUUAUAGCAGUGAAAUGUAACCGCAACAAGCAUCAGAAAUUGGAUUGGUAAUAAUCUGAUCUACUUUUAUCACGUAAAUUUCUCGGCAAAAUCAUCGAUCAAAGGCAAUUUCUGCUACGCGUAAGAAUGUGUGAUGUUAAUGGCUUCAAAAUUGCAGUUUUGGAAAAAGUUAUGCUUUAAUCUUUUAUGCAUUGGCCUUGAAAAACAUCACUUUGUAGAUAUUGAAAUUGUAAUUUGAAGUAGGAAGCCAAGUGUAUAUGCAUUCCUGAGUUUGAUCAUGUGCAUAAUUCACCUUUAAGAAAUAUAUGAAUCAUUUACUUUGUUCAA